This is a messenger RNA of Cuscuta campestris, 754 nucleotides long. The record is from the annotation of a GenBank genome assembly. NCBI's taxonomy places the organism in Eukaryota, Viridiplantae, Streptophyta, Magnoliopsida, Solanales, Convolvulaceae.
AUACCCUAUAUUUAUUUAUUUUAAAAUAUCUUUUUUGUGUUUGUGGAUUAAAAAAACUAAUAAUAAUUAUAUUCUAGCCAGUAGAAAAGGGAGAGCUUAUAUUCUAUAAAUAGCUAGAUAGCUGGGUGGCUGGGUUGUUUAACUAGUACUCUUAUUAAUUAGAAAGCUAAUUAAGGUUACAUGCCAUGGCUGAUGAGUUAAAGAACAAUGAAGAUCAAAAUGUUGAACUCAAGGAAGGUGAAGGGUGCAUCACAGUUGAGGAAUUGGGAGCAGUGAUUAGAUUAUUGGAUCAAAAGUUAACAAAGGAUGAGUUGCAUGCUAUGAUCAAUAAAAAUAAUAAUAAUAAUAAUAAUAAUAAUAAUAAUAAUAAUAAUGAAUUUGACGAAUCUGCUGGGAAUGCCACCAUAGAGUUCAUACAUUUCUUGAACCUUAUUGCCAUCAAAAUGAAGGAAUUAGAUGCCGAAGAGGAGCUUAAGGAGGCUUUUAAGGUGCUUGACAAAGAUCAAAAUGGGUAUAUUUCGCCUAGUGGGUUGAGACAUGUGAUGAUAAAUCUUGGAGAGAAAUUAAGCGAUGAAGAGGUUGAGGAGAUGAUUAAAGAGGCCGAUUUGGACGGCGACGGCCACGUCAAUUAUGAUGAUUUUGUGAAGAUGAUGACCCCUACCUCUCGUUAAAUAUAAUGACUUCAAUUUACUUAACAUAAGUACAUUAAUAAUUAUCUCAUAUAAUAAUUAUGUAAUAAAGCUAGAAUUCUUAU